AUGGGCGUCCAAAGGAAGAUCAUCACCCGCGGCAGUGGUGGCAUGCCUGCGAUCGGGGACAAGAUCUCCAUCCACUACACUGGCUGGCUUUACGAUGCCAAGAAGGCCAACAAGGGCUUCCAAGGAAAGCAGUUUGACAGCUCCAGGACACCCGGUCGGGGCCCUUUGAACGUUCAGAUCGGAGUGGGGCAGGUUAUCAAGGGUUGGGAUGAGGCUGUUCAAGAAAUGAGCCUCGGUGAGAAGUCAAUGUUGACCAUCACUCCUGACUACGCCUACGGUGACAAGGCAGUUGGGAAGAUCCCAGCCGGAUCGACUCUGAUUUUCGAGGUCGAGCUCCUCAAGAUCAAUGACAAGAGCAAAUAA
Molecule: messenger RNA, 363 nt
Organism: Penicillium chermesinum
Lineage: Eukaryota; Fungi; Ascomycota; Eurotiomycetes; Eurotiales; Aspergillaceae
Product: FKBP-type peptidyl-prolyl cis-trans isomerase
Exons: 6
Coding region: 1-363 (120 amino acids)
Molecular function (GO): peptidyl-prolyl cis-trans isomerase activity
Source: RefSeq, a predicted model, not a curated record